Molecule: messenger RNA, 1887 nt
Organism: Nylanderia fulva
Lineage: Eukaryota; Metazoa; Arthropoda; Insecta; Hymenoptera; Formicidae
Product: RAB6A-GEF complex partner protein 2
Source: RefSeq, a predicted model, not a curated record
AACCUAACUUAGAAGGUAAACUUUGCUCCUUGGAGAUGUAAAUGAAAAAUGUAAUUAUAUAUAUAAAUUAAUAUAUUCACAAAUCUAUAUAUAAAUUAAUAGACUUGCAAAUCUUUUAUGGAUCAGAAAGAGAUGUGUGAUGAAAUGUAUAAAAUUUGAAUCUCGAUGAUGAAUAUGUCUUGAUUGAAAAGGUACAUAUGUCAAGUUUAAAGAAAGAACAUCAACAUGAUAGAAAUCACGGCGAAACUAAUUCGUGGUCCUAUAUAUUUCUCCGGAGAAAUUAUAGAAUGUUUGGUGACGUUUACUAAUCCUCCGAAUCCGAAUCAUCAAAUAUCACAAAGUCACAGUGAUCUAUUUGAGAGUCUUGCAUGGGCAAGCGCACAGGUACAUUGCCAGUGUACAACGAAUAGCAAGAUAGUGCUUUCGGAGAAAAUAAAUAUUACAGCUCGUUCAGUGGCAAUUAAUGCAAAUACUACCUUUGCGCCAUGGCAGCAAGACAAUGGUCAUGUAGUAUUAAAUACAAAGCCAAAAAUUUUGUGCUGUGAUUUAAGAUUGUCACCUGGAGAAAGUAAGACCUAUAUUUAUCGUGAAACAAUUCCAAGUGAUGCUCCUCCUUCAUACAAAGGACAGGCUGUAAAAUAUUCAUAUAAAAUAACAAUUGGAACACAAAGAGUGAAUACAGUUAUAAAGUUAUUACGAGUACCAUUUAGAGUACUCUCUUUAAGUGAAUUGCCAGAGAUUACAGCGUGCAAUGAUAGUGUAGAUUUAAGCCCCAAUAAUCCAUUUAUGGAAACACAGCAUAGAGAAACUCCACUAGAUAUCGCACUACAAACACUACAGAAUUUAACAGCUAGACGCAGUCCGAAUUUUUACAACGUGACAAAUGGUCGCGGACGAGUAGUGCGAUUCUGUCUCUUCAAAAACUCCUACAAACUCGGCGAGGAUAUCGUUGGAACCUUCGACUUCUCGAAUGCGACCGUCUCCUGCGUUCAGGUAUCUGUGUCCUUGCAAUCGGAGGAGCACGUGUCGGAAGAGUACAAGCGAGGCAAAGUCACUGCGCCGACGUUGAUUAGCUACAACAAGCAUCAUGAAAUGUGUCUUGGUCUGAAAUACUCCCACUUAGUGCUACCGAUACCCCUUCACGUUACUCCGGACUUCACCACCGAUUUGGUGACGCUCAAGUGGCGUCUGCACUUUGAGUUCGUCACGACGCCAAAGCUAGUGGAGAUGCCUGGCGAGAAUACCAUCAGCUGGCACGGACCAGCGACUUUGGACGUCGAGACGAUGAUUUGGGAUCUUCCGUUGCACAUCCAUCCCACCACCACACCGCCGAACACGGCGCAACAGACAAAAUACAACACCGUCAUAUAGCGAACAUCGUAAUACAUAGCGUAUGAAUGCGCGUAUUGUGUAUGUCCGGUAUAUGUUAAAGAGGCGAAUUAUUUCACUAUACUGAUACAGCCAACGUGUUGCGAAAAUAACGUAGGAACGGAGGAAGAAAUUCUCCGUUUCUUCUCCGGCAACUCUUGCGAUAUACCGUUAUUCUGUUAUACUUUAGAAAAUUUAUAUUCUGUAUGAUAAUUUAUUGUACACAAGAGAGAAAGAUAUAUUUUCGUAUAUUUAUGUAUCUUUGUAAGAAAAGUUGCAUAAUGAAAGAAUAUGUUAGAAUCAUUUUUGAGAGCAUACUUUCACAUCUCCGUGAUAAGUUUUAUAAUUGUAUCUUUGACUAUGUAUCACACGCGCGGGUAGCACUUUACUGCGUAUUAAAUUCUUAAUGCAGGAUUGCUUCUACUCAGAGUAAUAGUUUCUCCGAAGAUUAAUGACUUUGUAGGAAUGAUAUAUUACAGCGGCGAAGAAAAAUAGACAGACUGAUUUAAUCUCUAUAAA